AUGAUGAUAGAUGAUUAUAGAACUUGGAAUGAUUCGGCGCAUUAUGGAGCACAUACGAUAAGCAAUGCAAAAGAUCAUGGGACUGCCCAUGUUUCGGUAUUAGCUCCAAAUGGAGAUGCAGUAUCAGCUACUAGUACUAUUAAUUUCUAUUUCGGAAGCGGAGUAGUCAGCGAAAACACCGGAAUAUUAUUAAAUAAUGCAAUGAACGAUUUUGGUAUACCGUCAACAAUUAGUUACUUUGGAAUUCCACCCAGUCCCAAUAAUUAUAUCGCUCCGGGGAAAAGACCAUUGUCUUCUAUGGUACCUUCAAUCCUUGUCGACUCAAAUGACGAUGUAAGAAUGGUCAUCGGUGCUUCUGGUGGUACUAAAAUUACUACAACAGUUUCUCAGCUAAGAUCAUAUGGAUGA
Apis cerana (Asiatic honeybee) is the source of this 408-nucleotide messenger RNA. Its product is annotated as glutathione hydrolase light chain 1-like. Lineage: Eukaryota; Metazoa; Arthropoda; Insecta; Hymenoptera; Apidae. Gene Ontology annotation, molecular function: glutathione gamma-glutamate hydrolase. The record is from RefSeq and is a predicted model, not a curated record. Gene Ontology annotation, biological process: glutathione catabolic process. Gene Ontology annotation, cellular component: plasma membrane.